AUGAUGAGUGAUACUGCGGAGGCUCACUCUACCACGUCUCAGCCUCUGACGGAGGAGCAUCGGAAGCUUGUCUUCUCUUUUAUGCGCAUGCUUCGUGGGGUGAAUUCACCCGACCCGGAACGCGUGAACACCAUUGUCAAACUGCUUGGAGAUGAAUAUGGCGUCAACCCCGCCGGUGUGGGCGGAUGUCAUGACACCGGAGUGGAUGUUUUUGAGGCCUUUUGCCAGGCGCUUCAGAGUCAAGAGUCGAAGGAAAACAUACAGCAGAAUGAGAAGUUUAAGGCAUUUCUCGAUCUCAUUCAGAAGAAGGGGUACUUCGCAGGGGCAGAGCCCGGGACGGAAGAGUAUGCAAGCCGCUUGGAGAAGGCAAAGCAGAAGUUUGAGAUGCGGAACAACCCGUACCAAGGGAUGAGCGCAGAAGAGAUUAAGAACAAGGGCAAUGAGCUAAUGGGCAUGGCAAAGUACAAGGAGGCCAUUGCGUACUAUACGAAGUCUAUUGAGAUGGAGCCAGAGAAUCACGUCUUUUUUGCCAAUCGUGCUGCUGCGCAUACACACUUAAAGGACUAUGACAGUGCAGUUAUUGAUUGUGAACGUGCCAUUGCCAUUAAUCCAAAUUACUCAAAGGCUUACUCCCGUUUGGGCACAUCACUUUUUUACCAAGAAAAAUAUGCGCGUGCUGUCGAUGCCUUUGCAAAGGCCAGUGAACUUGAUCCUACGAAUGAUCGAUACAAAGAGGACUUGAAACAAGCGGAGGAAAAACUCAAACUUAUGGGAAAUGCUUCACCAGGAAGUUCUGCGGCGGGCGGUUUUCCCUUUGGAGGAGGGGUGCCGGAUUUCUCUCAGAUCGCACAAAUGAUGAACAAUCCCCAGUUUAUUGAGACCACCACACGAAUGUUGGAAAAUCCACAAUUCAGCCAACUGGUAGCAAACAUGGCCUCACGCUUUGGAGGUGGGUCAGCGAAUCCGGAAGAGCUCCUUCAAUCUCUUGGAAGUAUGGGCCUAAGUGGGACGAACGACGAUGGUACAAUGCGCACUCCGUUUGGAAAUAUUAAUCGUGAGCGCCUUGAACAACUUCAGGAGGAGGAGGUAAAAAACAACCCGAAGUUCCGCGCGAUUAUGGAAGACGUGCGACAAAAUGGAUUUCAGGCAUUCCAGAAAUACAUGGGAGACCCUGACGUCAUGGAUCUGAUGGUUCGGUUUCAAAACACCAUCAUGGGUGGGAACAACGCAAAUUCAUCUCCAUAA
Molecule: messenger RNA, 1245 nt
Organism: Trypanosoma cruzi
Lineage: Eukaryota; Euglenozoa; Kinetoplastea; Trypanosomatida; Trypanosomatidae
Exons: 1
Coding region: 1-1245 (414 amino acids)
Biological process (GO): post-translational protein targeting to endoplasmic reticulum membrane
Cellular component (GO): membrane; TRC complex
Molecular function (GO): protein binding; molecular adaptor activity
Source: RefSeq, a predicted model, not a curated record